AUGUACAUGCUUUCUUUUCCUUCUAUAUCCCACUGGCUGAAAGACAAGGCUCACCCCAAGGUUCUCAGCCUCGAGGGUGAUGUGCUUCUUGAACUAGGCCUUCCUGAGCUUGUAGGCAUGGACAUCCAACCACCAGUACAAAUGAACCCACUGGCAGCCCUGUUCCACCCUUCCAAUCCAACCCAUACAACAGACCACCCCCUGCCUCAGCUCUUGGACCUUUCUCCCAAGCAAUCCCCAGCAGUGGAAUCCCAGGGCCUUCAACAUCCUUUGCAGUGGGCCUCCCUACCUUCAAGCAUGAACAUACCACCCACUGAGGUCUCAAUUGCACUAUCUCAGGAUUCAUCAACCCUGGUGGAUGACAGGCUGUGGGCCACUUCCACAAUGAUUGUGCUACUGAUGAUAUAUGAGAUGGUCAUCAGGAUUGGCUGGCCUGUAAUGUCUCCAGGCAAGACUGCUCAGAGGCAAUGGAAAUCAAUGAUACAUGAAAUCCUUUUGCAAGCAUCAGUGAUCAUACCAGGAGAAUUGGCUGGAAAGGCCAGUCCUUAUGCCAAAAUGUUUUUUGUGAACAAUGAUAUGAGACUCUUCAUGGAUGAGGCCAUUAUUCAGUGGAAAAACAACAUAUGCACAUGUAUCACUGAUGGAAGUGCUUUUACCUCCUUUUUCAUGCAUGAGCACAAAACAGAUGGGAAAAUUGUCCAUUGGUAUGGAAACCAACACCUCAAAGACUUCCACAUUAACUUCUGGUAUACCACUGAGCUGAAUCCCAUGAAGGUUGCAGCUGCCAAGGAUAUAAACACAACACCAUUGUGGAUGUAUGCCCUAACUGCUGUAGCAGCACUGAGUAUUCACCCAUAUAUGAAGUGUACUACCACUCUCUUCCCGAAGCAACUCAGAACCCCACUAUCAGCUUGGCAGUUAAUCACCAUCUGCUGUGGCUUCAUCAAUGCACAUUGGAGAAAAUGA
This is a messenger RNA of Pisolithus orientalis, 966 nucleotides long. RefSeq lists its product as uncharacterized. NCBI's taxonomy places the organism in Eukaryota, Fungi, Basidiomycota, Agaricomycetes, Boletales, Pisolithaceae. The record is from RefSeq and is a predicted model, not a curated record. Bases 1 to 966 code for a protein of 321 amino acids. The transcript is spliced from 7 exons.